Solanum lycopersicum (tomato) is the source of this 8777-nucleotide messenger RNA. Its product is annotated as probable inactive histone-lysine N-methyltransferase SUVR2. Gene Ontology annotation, molecular function: protein binding; histone methyltransferase activity; zinc ion binding. NCBI's taxonomy places the organism in Eukaryota, Viridiplantae, Streptophyta, Magnoliopsida, Solanales, Solanaceae. The record is from RefSeq and is a predicted model, not a curated record. Gene Ontology annotation, cellular component: nucleus.
CCAACAAUUUCUUUCCACCGAUCACCAUAAUCAACAUCAUCAAAUGCAUGUCAAACGUGACACCACGCGCCACUUGACCGUCUGGGCCUAGUGUAAUUUCCUCAGUAUUAGCAGUGCUAUUAGUACAUAGCAAUUGAGUAUCUAUAUGGGUCUUUGCAUUUCCCUAUAUACGCGCUAAUAUUCAGCCACGUGGUUACACGCUCUCCCCCAUCUGCCCUAUAAUAGUUUUCAGUCUCCAUCUCAGGUAUAUCGACUGUCUCAAUCUCAUUCUUCGGACUCUCCGACUCCCUCAGUUUCAUGCUUGCUCACGAGUAAUUUGGAGGUCGGUAUUUAAAUCCACUAAAAAAUGCCGGUCAAUCCAAGAGUAAAAAAGGCAUUUCGUGCUAUGAAAAGUAUUGGCAUCUCUGAGGAAAAGGUGAAGCCAAUCUUGAAGAGCCUUCUAAAACUAUAUGACAAAAAUUGGGAGCUUAUUGAAGAGGAAAAUUAUAGAGCACUUGCAGAUGCUAUAUUUGAAAACGAGGAUGCAGAGGUGGCAGAACAUAAGCAGCCUGAAAAUAAUGAAGUACGUGCUUUGCCGCUCGUGCAGCGAGAGGAAGUUUUAGAGGAAGAAGCAGUGUACGAGGAGCCUGAAAGACCAUUAAAGAGAUUGCGAUUAAGAUUUCAAGAAGGUCAAGCUUCACCUUCCUCUAACAAUUCUAGUGCCGGGACUUCUCUUAAAAGGCCUAGGCGGGAGGAGGAAGGUGAAUUAUCUGGACCUCGUUAUCAGAACCAAUUACAAGGGGAAGCAAAUCCUAGUUCUGUUAGGAAAAAUCUCAGGUUGAACGAAACUCAAACAUCUCCAAUCACGUCCAGGGGUCAGAGUUCGGUUUCUGCAAAAUCUUCCCAUGCAUCAAAACUCAAAGAGCCAAAGACAGAACCAGGUGGAGAAUUGUCCUCUAAACAGAAGAUGUCGGGAUCCCUUGCUUUAAUCAAGCCUAAGGAUGAACCAUAUACUGAUGAUAUGCCACUGUUUGAGGUUCCGAUUGCUGUUAUUCACCCAGAGCCGUCAAAUAAGGGAGAUACUUCAAGUGGUAACACCUCAAGGUCUGAACCUUCAGCGAUAGACCUAAGAAGUGUAAGGGAUUCAGGCAUUAUGACUUCAUUGAAUGUAAUGACAACCAGUCGUGAGCUGAUAGAAGUCCAGGAUAGAUGUCACGUUGAUGGAGAUAUUGCCUCCUCACCAUCUGGAGAGGUAAAAAUCUCUAUUAGCUGUGACCCAGCUCUUUGUAGAUCAUCAGAUUUCCAUAUGCCGAGUGUAGAAUCAGUUCUGAGGAUGGUGGAGCUUAAAUGUCUUAAAUCAUACAGAAUUAUGGACCCUAACUUUUCUCUGAUGAAGCUGAUGAAAGACAUGUGUGAGUGUGUUUUGGAACUGGGAACGCAACAUAGUCCUGAACUGCAAUCAACCAAAGAUGUUGCUGCAGAAAAUGAUUUUGGCUCGAGAAGCAUGACCGUUAAUUCCUUAAAUGAAGGUAUGAAUUUUGAAAUUGAUGCUGGGGAUGCUCAACCAAAGAUACCCCCACGCUCUCCUCCUCGUAUUGGUGAAGAUUGCAUUCAAGCUGGUCAGAUUGCAUCAAUGGGCAACUGUGGUAGUACUACAGGAACUGAUCAGAAUGGUAUUGAGCAGACUAAUCCAUGGAGUAUGGACGCUCCAUGUGGAUUAAUUCUAGGUGAAAUAGGUUCUUUUGAUUCCUUAAAUGAGUUGCUGAACUCUGAUCUUGGUGCUGGGGAAGCUCAACCAGAGAUACCCCAUCUCAAUUCUUAUUUUGGUGGAGACAGCACUCAAGCUGAUCAUACAGCAUCAACAAGCAACUGUGGUAUUGCUCCAGAUACAAGUCAGAGUCGUCUUGAGGAGAUGGUUUCGUGUGAAGCGACUCCACGUGAUGUUGUGUCUGUUGAAGUCAUUGAUAUAACCAAGGGGCAAGAAAAUGUUGUAAUUUCUUUGGUGAAUGAAGUUAAUAGCAAUCAACCACCAUCAUUUCACUACAUAGCUUCCAAUGUGGUUUUCCAGAAUGCAUAUGUAAACUUUUCUCUGGCUCGUAUUGGAGAUGAUAAUAGUUGUUCAACUUGCUCUGGUGAUUGUUUAUCAUUGUCCACACCUUGUGCUUGUGCACACAUAACCGGCGGUGAUUUUGCCUACACAAAGGAAGGUCUUAUAAAAGAAGAGUUUCUUAAAGAAUGUAUUUCCAUGAAUCGUGACCCCAAGAAACACUGCCAGUUAUUUUGCAAAGUGUGCCCAUUGGAAAGAUCAAAAAAUGAGGACAUUAUAGAAGCUUGUAAAGGUCAUCUGGUGAGGAACUUCAUAAAAGAGUGUUGGUGGAAAUGUGGCUGUAGUAAACAAUGUGGCAACCGUGUAGUACAGCGAGGAAUAAGCCAUAAGUUACAGGUCUUUAUGACUCCGGAAGGGAAAGGAUGGGGCUUGCGAACCCUUGAAGACCUUCCCCGAGGUGCUUUUGUCUGUGAAUAUGUUGGAGAGGUUCUGACCAACAUAGAACUCUUUGAUCGUGUUGCACGGAGCCCCAAUGGGGAGGAACAUUCUUAUCCAGCCCUGCUGGAUGCUGACUGGGGUUCAGAGGGUGUCCUAAAGGAUGAAGAGGCUCUUUGUUUGGAUGCUACAUUUUAUGGGAAUGUUGCCAGGUUCAUCAAUCACAGAUGCUUCGAUUCAAAUUUGGUUGAAAUACCAGUUGAAAUAGAGACUCCUGAUCACCACUACUAUCAUCUUGCUUUUUUCACUACAAGAAAGAUUAAGGCAAUGGAGGAGCUCACUUGGGAUUAUGGUAUUGAUUUUGAUGAUCUUGAACAUCCAGUAAAAGCAUUUAGCUGCCAUUGCAGUAGCAAGUUCUGCCGAAAUAUGAAACGUCCAAGCCGGAUAGUCACAUAGUCUAGAGAGCCAACCAAACAACUAUGCAGGAGAUAAGUGAUCAUAAGAACAAAGUUAGCUAUGGAAUAUGCGGAUUUGCACUGACGUGUACCUUUUCGAAGAGCAAUAGGAAGGUUCAAAUUUUCUAAAGGAUCAAAUGGAGAAAGGUCUGAUGAUGGAGUUGAUGUAGGGUAUGUAUCAUUAAUCUAUUGCCUCAUUGAGUAAACUUGAACAAUUAGUGGUCUUGCUGGUCCUGAUUGAGUAGGUUGUGAAGGCAUAAUGGUCGAUAGAUGCUCAAUUUAAGAACUAAAAGAUUGGGGGAACUAUUUCAGUUGAUUGUUCUGUUACAACACGAGUAACCUGAUAGGCUAACCACUCAUCUUCGUCCCCUGACUUGUAGAACUUAGAGGUGCAUAAAAGAAAGGUGUAGUCUCUGAAAGUAUUACAUCAGUUGAUACUAAAUAUUUACCAAGUUCAGUUGAACAACACAUUCAUACCCCUACUGAAGGCGAGAAUAGCCUUAAGAAAACACGCUUUAAUGCUUUAGGAUCCAACUUGUUAAUAGAUGGUCGAACAUCUCGAACAUAACACGUGCUUCCAAACACCUUAAGUUCCAUUGGAAAUAAUGAUUUAUUUGGAAAAGGAAUAUUAUAAGGCAUUUACUGCUAAUACAAUUGAUGGCAUGCGAUUGAUCAGAAACAAGCAGUAGAGAUGGCAUCAGGGAGUAAACACUUUAGAUCUGCUCUUCAUAUGAUAUAUCUAAGUCAUUUAAGAAAAAUCAUCUACAAAUGUGACAAUAUUUAUGCCAAUUUUCGAAACAACGGGACAAGUCCCCAAACAUCAAAAUUUCCUUACUCAAAAGCUCACUCAACUAUCUUAUUAAUCCUUGGACCUAAUGAGAUGUGAUAGUGUUUUGCAAAUUGGCAUGACUCUCAUUCCAAUGAGGAAAUAUUUUGCAAUUGAAGGCAAAACUUUUUCAACAAAGGUAGCUGAGGAUCACCCAAUCGAUAAUGUGCCUCAAAUGGAGACACGACACUAAAUUAGGCAAUAGAUGGAGACUCCCACUCAUCCAUGAUAUAAAGAUCAUCGGACACAUGUUCUUUUCCAAUAAUGAUAAAAAAAAUGAGAUAUAACAAUUAGGUUCUCUCGUAAAUUUUCUAACAAAAAUCAAAUCAAAUGCCAAUUUUAGUAGACUUGGCACUUAUGACGAAGUAAUAGAUGAGGUUGGUUGAACAAUACUAAAUCCAACGCUAUUACAAGUUGAUCUAUUAGCUAUAGUAACAAGAGAGGCUGCUUUGUGUGAUUUAAAACUAGUAAAAUAUUAGGAUUCCUUGUCAUAUGAUUUGCGGUACCUGAAUCGAUCACCCAUUUGUUAGAAGAGCGGAUGAGACAUGUUUUAUGUGUUCCUUGUCAUAUGAUUUGCGGUACCUGAAUCGAUCACCCAUUUGUUAGAAGAGCGGAUGAGACAUGUUUUAUGUGACCUAAACUAAGGAAUUAACCGGAUCGGAUUCCUUCAAUGAUUUUUGAUAUUGAAAAAAGUUGGCGAACUCCUCGACCGAAUCUAAUUUGUCGGAUAAUGAACGUGAAGCAACAACUUUGAACUGAUCUAUCAUUUUACUAGCUAUAUGUCAAAGUGAUUCAAAAUCCCCAAAAACAAACAACAACCUAAUAACACAAUAAAAAAGAAACGGAUAGUAGCCAAACUCGAUGGCUCUGUGGAAAUAAUUUCCCAAAUAAGCUUCAAAUAGCCUCCAACAAACAAUAUCAAAUCACAAGUUGGUCAAGCAACAAUUCCACUGCUACACUCAUAGGCAAUUUCCAUAAUAAAGUAUAAUUAGCAACAAACAGAGAAGUCUCAAACCUGACCAAAGAGGGUCUACAGAUUUUGUUUGGAGGUUUUCUGCUCGAGAAAAAAUGGUCCUAUAAUUAGGGGAUCACCACAAGUCAACUAGAAAUGACAAGCUAAUGUCGGAGAAGGAAGCCGGACCAAGCUUGGUCCACUAACGAGCUUCUACACCAGCUUCUAUGGUUUUAUAGAUCAAGAGAAGACCGUCCUUCUUUGGUUGGUGGCAGAAACUAAAAUCAAGUUCACUCACGUACAUUGCUCGAAUUUCGACAAGCUUUCUAAUUGACAAAGAACAUGUAAUGCUUUGAUACCAUGUAAAACACAGACAAUAGACCAAUUUCCUUGUUAUAUUAUUUCAAGAACAAGAGCUAUUUGUUGGUGUACAAGCAACUAAGGAAAUUAAAUCAGAAAAUCUCUAUAGAUACUAUAAUUAUGCUAUAAAUAUUAUGAGUAGAUUUGAUUUAUGUACAUUGUAUCAUUUUCAAAUUCUUAGUUGAUAAAUUUGUCAUUCACUAGUAACUUGACACGUGUGUUGCAUAUGUGUCCUAUGGAAGUAGUACAAACAAUAUGAAUCAUAUCAAAACGGUAGUGUAAUGAGUAAUUAAAUAAUUAAAUGAAAACGGUACGAGCUGAAAGUACCUUGAAUUCAAUUCAAAACAUAUGCCACUUACCUAUACUUUGAAAUAAAAAAAUCUACAUACACUUGAUACUUCAGUUCAAUAUUGCCUACAAGCAAAUAUGAGCUGAACUUUUCCUCUGAAACCUUUGGACAUUGUGAAGUAGUUUCCCAAGGAAUACUUCUUCCAUCCCAUUUCAUGUGGCACCCUUAGACCUGACAUAAAAGGUAAGACUUUUGAAUUUGUUGCUUUAAACAAUUCUUAGAUCAGUGUUGUGAAAAGCGCGCUUCAAAGCGAGGUGACACCAGUGCGCUUCUUUCUCUUGAGGCGAUGCGAUCUGAAAAAUGCGCUCGCUUCAGAUAAAGAAGCGAAAAGCGACACUAAGGCAAAAGUGCAAUAAAGCGCGCUUUUUAUAAAAAAAGCGACAAUUAGGGUUUUUUUUUAUAAAAAAUAGUUUUUUUAAAAAAAAAUCUGAAAUAUACAAUAUAACUUAAUUUUUCUUUCACGACUCUUCUUUUGCUUCUUCUCUCUUCACAACCGCGACUGAGACUGUGUCUCUCUUCACACCUCGACCGCGACUGCAAGUAAGUUUUAACCGAUGCUUGUUAGUUCAUCUCUGUGAGUUCCUUUUCCCCUGAAAUAUACAAUCUUCGCCUUUGCGUCAUCUCGGUGAGUUUCUUUUCUCUUCACGAUGCAACUGCUGUAGUUUUUUUUUUCUUCUUCUCUUCUUCUCUUCAUCUCUGCUGUGAUCUGCUCUGUGUCUGUUCACAAUUACUGAUUGCCGCCUCUGUUUUUUUCAAUUCUUUUGCUUCUUUUUUUUCGUUUUUAUUUUGUGAUCAAUGUGUAUGCUAGAAGCUCUUUUUUUAAUUUUUUGACACUUCUGAUGAUGAAGAAGAUGAUGACCAAUUAUAACCCUUGGUUAUGGCACUUGAAGAGUUUGAGGAUCUUGUUGAAGUAUAGGAGUUUGAGUAUUUGUGAUUUAAUUAUGUUUUUGAUUUUUUGCUUUAUAUGUUAUGACUUAUGAGUAUUAUUGACUAUCUAUUUUCUUUUAAUCUAAGACUAUAUUACCUCUAUUUAGAUAUUUAAUAUUUUUUUUAUUUUUAUACUAAAUGUCACUUAUUUUUUUUAAAAAAAAAGCGUGCGCUUUGCUUCACGCUUCUGUGGAGCAAGCCCUCGUCGCUUUUUUCCGCUUCUCGCCUCCCAAAACACUGUCUUAGAUAUUUGUGUGGCUGAGAAUCAUUUCCUUGAGAGUAAAAAGGGAAUUUUAAAGUUAGAUUAUUUCUAGUAAGGUGACAUUUUUUUUGGGACAAGCUAAAAAGGAAAGGGUGUCACAUGAAAUGGGAUAGAGGGAGUAUGAUAUAUGUGAGAAUUUUAAGUUGUAAGUAACAAAACAAAAUGUAAGUGGAAGAGGCAUACCUGCUAAGUUUGUUUCAUCCAAUGCUUGAUGUCUAUUCAUAUAAGAUGUUUAAUGACUAAAGGAAAUAUAAAAUCAUCCUUGAUUGUGUUGGAUUGAUGAAGGAAAAUAUUGGGCCAAAAACGACUACAAUGCCAUAAGUUCUGUACAUGUACAAAUUUUUGGAAGGUUGUAAAUGGUAUUAUUAAGUUUGGGCAUAACAUUAACUAAAGCAACCAAAAACAUUGCGAGUGUCUCUACAAAUUUGAAGAGGCUAUAAGUGAAAUUAUUAACUUUUAGCUUAAAUUUAAAUAAGACAAGAACUUGUGGAUUUUUUUUUUAGGAAUUUCAAGAGGGUGCAAAAGGUAUUAUUAGCAUUUACCAUAUAAGAUAGGGAUUAAGGGUAAGUAACUAAAACAGAUGAAAAAAAGAAUUACAACUAAUUAGUUUUAACAUGCAACUUCUUAUUUACUCACUUGAAUAUGUAAUUUAACCUAGUGUACUUAUAAUUUAUUAUUUAAUUAAAUAUGAUGGUUAUUUUGAUUUAUUAUAGGGGUAAAAUAGUAAUCCAACUUCGCACUUUGAAGGUUUUCACUUUUAAUAAUAUAUGAUGAUAUGAUGUUUUAUAAUAACUAGUCUUGGACUAAAUAUAUAUAUUCGUAUUUUUUCUCCAUUUGCGUCUUUUUUCAUUAAAUUCCACUCUUUAUAUGCGCUUCACGCUUAAAGCUCCAAUGGACCUUAAAGUUUUCCUGUGCUUUUCGCUUUUGAUAACAUUGUGUCCUCCACACCUUCCUAUCUAAGGUCAUGUCCUCGUAAGCUGUCAUUGUGUCAUGUCCUAUCUAAUUACCUCUUCUAAAUCCAUUCAUAGCCCCUCUGCAUUGGAGAAUCCGUGCAUCUCCUCAUCACAUACUCGAGCCAAUUCAACCUCGCUUCGCGCAUCUUGUCUUUUACCAAAGUUACUUCCACCUUAUCUCAAAUAUCCUCAUUUUUAAUCCUACCUCUCCUAGUAGACCCACACAUCCAUCAAAGUAUCUUCAUCUCCACCACUUCCGUUGUCGGAUGUGAGAGUUUUUGAAUGGCCAACACUCUACCCUCUACCCCAUACACCAUAAUGGUUAACCACCACUUGUAGAGCUUGUCUUUAAGUUUUGGUGGCACCUUCUUAUCACAUAAGACUCCGGAUGCAAGCCUCUAGUUCAUCCACUUUGCACCAACAUGGUGAGUGACAUCCUCAUCAAUCUUUCAUGAUACUUGAGACUACCUCUCUUCUAGAUGGCGUGUGUAUCAAACCUCGCUUCCUCGUCAGCCUUGUGUGUCAUAUCACUCAGCCUCGUGCGUCAUAUCACUGAACAUGCACUUCAAAUACUUGUGUUUGUCUAGCUCAACUUGAACCCUUUAUACUUUAAGGUUUGUCUUCAACCUCCAACUUAGUGUCAACUCUGUCACGAGUCUUGUCAAUAAAAAUUGCGUCAUCUGCAAAAUGCAAAUAAUAUACACCAUGGCACCUCACCUUGAAUUUGUCGCGUCAAUACAUCCAUGACCAAGGCAAAAAAAAAACUGCUUGAUUGAUGCUUUAGUUUCUAAUUAUUUGUUCUAAUGUAUAUGGUUGGUCUUUGCUAUUUCAUUAGCAAUUGUAACUCCACCAAAGGAAUGAUAAUUUGAAGUUGAUAGUCUGUCUAAUCCUAGAGAGAAAAUAGAGGUUGUGUUUGUUCUUGAAAAUUGCUAAAAGAUCCAUCUCUUUUCCGGACUGGAGGUGCUUUUAACCUAAACUGCUUGACUAAAAUAAUACGGUUUGGGUCAAAAUGGACAACCAACUGGUCAUAACCACCGCCACCACCCUCCUCCCUGGCCUCGGCCAAUUCAAAAUUAUUUCCUUGUUGUUCUUUUUGUAGUUCUUUAAACAUCUAAAUUCACCAAAAAUCUUUUCUUUAUAGAGAGUUUGUGUUUUAGUAUCUCUUUCGAUAAGUUAAUUAUAUUUUUAGUUAAAAAGGUUCUUGUUCUUUAUAGUGAAAACAUAGGUGAACU